Molecule: messenger RNA, 1077 nt
Organism: Fusarium proliferatum ET1
Lineage: Eukaryota; Fungi; Ascomycota; Sordariomycetes; Hypocreales; Nectriaceae
Exons: 3
Coding region: 1-1077 (358 amino acids)
Biological process (GO): DNA-templated transcription
Molecular function (GO): zinc ion binding; DNA binding
Source: RefSeq, a predicted model, not a curated record
AUGACAUACGAUCUAACGGAAGGUCCUAGGCCGCCAAGUAAAAAGCUUGUUGAGACGUUACAGCUUCGGAUCAAGAUUUUGGAGGAUCGACUUGUUGCACUGGGUCAAUCAAUUCCUGUUGGUGUCACCGAGUCUGCUCAAAAUGAUGGGGCCGCUGGAGACGCGCCAAAUAUGGAGAAAGUCCAGGUGGAUGAAACCGAAGCUUUGCUUCAGCAAAUCACUGAAAAGACGGGUUCGCUUGCAAUCGACGAUGAUGGCGAGCUACGGUAUUUUAGCUCAGUGAGCAAUUUCAACUUGGUUCAAAAGGUGGCAUCCAACAUAGCCGAACGAGGCAAGCCAGAAGUCCGUCUAAGCCAGGUUGUCACAUUACCACUGGAACUACAAGAGCACCUUCUCGAGCUCUAUUUCUGCUGGCAAAAUCCGUGGGUAUACAUCGUUGAAAAGACUGUCUUCAUGCGGGAUUUCUAUGAUGAUAUCGCUACGGAACAUUGUACGCCUUUACUCCUCUGGGCGAUAUACUCCGUGGCUGCACGAUACUCGGACCGUACGUGCCUACGAACAGAUCCUGAUGACCCUUCAACGGCAGGCGUCGAAUUUGCAGUGCAUGCCAAGGACCUUCUACGGCAUGAGUGUGAGAUCACGACGAUUUCUGCGGUUCAAGCCGCUGCACUCCUCUCAAUACAAUGUAUGGCAGAGAACAAAGAACCAGCUGGCUGGCUUUAUAUAGGCAUGGCAACUCGUAUGGCGUUUAAUAUUGGCCUCAAUAUUGACUGCACCAACUUGGUUGAAUCUGGUGUUAUCUCCAAGGAGGCUGCAAAUAUUCGUCAAGUUGUAUGGUCUGGUUGCUGGAUUCUUGAUAAACUCUUUGUCUUCGGAUUGGGGCGCUCUGGGACAGUUGCUAAUCACUAUGUGACAUGUCCAAAACUGAGCACCCUUGAUCUUGCCGAAUUCGAGCCUUGGGUCACUCCAGCGGACGCACAAAAGCAUGUGCGGGAGUCCUUUUCAAGGAUUCCGUCAACUGCGAACUACAUGUCCGACCAUCUAAGCUUGGCUGUCGCGACAUUAGAUAUCAUGUAA